AUGACGCUUGAUAAAGGUACAGAGGCUGCGCGGCAGCUCGAUAUGGGGAAGGCUGAGGACUUUAAUGAGGCGGUGGAGGUGAUGGUCGCCGGGUUUGCCGGGAUGCCUACUUGGACAGGCUUCUACCCGGACGGUGAUGACACGCGCGCCGUCGCGCUGGUCAAGUACUACCUUCGCGGCGUCGGCGCGUUGGGGCAAGUGUGGGGCAUCGAUGUGGAGGGACAGCUUGCCAGCGUUCUUGCCAUUGUGCCCCCGGGAUUAUCGGUCGCCGAUGCACCAACUGCAAAGGACGACUAUGCAGCGUUUGUUGCUACACUCGGCAACACGGCCCGAGAGCCACAGCCGGAGACGGUCACCUGGGGCGCCGAGGGGGACGAGUGGACGGCUGUCAGGGGCGGGUGCUGGAACAUUGCCUUGAUAGGCACGCAUCCGCGCGCGGCCGGACGCGGGCUCGGGUCCAAACUUGUCAGCCUGGCAUUCGAGGUUGCCGCUGCACACGGUCACGGUGUAUGGGUGUACACGACGUACAAGCCUCGGCUGCCCUUCUACGAGAGACUCGGGAUGAAACAUUGCCGUACGAUCGAGUACUCCAACCCCUUUGGGGACCGCGAGAACGAGUGGAUCCUCGUCAAGACACACGGUUCCGUCUAG
Vanrija pseudolonga is the source of this 651-nucleotide messenger RNA. RefSeq lists its product as uncharacterized. The coding region runs from base 1 to 651 and encodes 216 amino acids. Gene Ontology annotation, molecular function: acyltransferase activity, transferring groups other than amino-acyl groups. The transcript has 5 exons. The record is from RefSeq and is a predicted model, not a curated record. NCBI's taxonomy places the organism in Eukaryota, Fungi, Basidiomycota, Tremellomycetes, Trichosporonales, Trichosporonaceae.